Molecule: messenger RNA, 12828 nt
Organism: Lytechinus variegatus (green sea urchin)
Lineage: Eukaryota; Metazoa; Echinodermata; Echinoidea; Temnopleuroida; Toxopneustidae
Product: dynein beta chain, flagellar outer arm-like
Exons: 75
Coding region: 40-12813 (4257 amino acids)
Biological process (GO): microtubule-based movement
Cellular component (GO): dynein complex
Molecular function (GO): minus-end-directed microtubule motor activity; ATP hydrolysis activity; dynein intermediate chain binding
Source: RefSeq, a predicted model, not a curated record
UAGAAAUUACUCUCAGCAAUCACUAAUCCAACCUGCAAUAUGGAGGUGGACGAAAGAUUAAGAUUCCUUGAGACACGGAUCACAUCAAGUCUUCGUCCUAGGAAUGAUGAUCUUAAGGCCUUGUUUGCUGGUGAUGAGAACAGACAUGCCUUUCUGGAAUUCUGCAACAAUGAGGACGUCCGUCGUCUCUUCAUCUAUACUCGAGAGCCCAAGAACACGUUGGUGGCGUCUCUCUUACCUCCCAAUGAUGUCCGCACCAAAGGCGUUUUCUUCAUCAAAACAAACCAGGCUACUAAACUGACCAAAGAGAACAUCAGGACUGAUGUUGUGUUUUCAGACUGUAAUAAAAUAGUUCUCAAUCAGCUGGAACUACUUUCUAAGGAGCUGUACCUACCCCUGCUAUGUACGGAUGGAGUGCAGACAUAUGGCGGUGUUAGCUCAGACAAGCUCAUGGACAUUCUACACAGAUUGAUGGCAAAUACCAACGUCACAGAAGGACAUGUUGAGGGUCAAAUAAGCCUUCCACUGCCAUCAAUUGAAGUGCUGACUGAAGCAGCGAGUAACGCCAACCGAAGAUCCGCAGUGAUUCAUGUUCUAGAGUCAACGGUGGUUGGCUGGAUCAAGCAAAUCAAGCUUGUGCUCAAGCAUGAACCCCUUGUCGACCUGCGAGAGAAGUUUGGAGUGCGACCUUUCCCGCUGGAUGAGGUCAACCUUUGGCGACACCGUCAGAAUAAACUCCUGUCCAUCAACAAACAGUUAGAUUCUACCAUAGCAAGCAAUAUUCUUCUCAAUCUUGAUGAUGCUAGCAGCACCUAUUCACAUUCCUUUCACAACGUACGCAGGGAGAUUGGACAGGCUUUGGCCGAGACCAAUGAGAAUCUGAUGUUUCUAGGAACCCUUCUUCCUUGGUUUGAACGCCUUCAUGGAGCUACUACACCCAAAGAAUUGAUGACAGUCUUUCCACCUCUUGUACAUACUCUCAUGCUUGUCUGGUCUCACUCAAGGUACUAUCAUCAUGACUUUGUCUUCCACAAUCUUCUUGAGUUGGUGUCCAAUGAAGUAGUAGCCAGGGCGCAGUCUUUGGUUGGUGAGAACAUCUUGAAGAAUACUAUACAGUCAUAUGCAGGUUUGAAGGAGGCCCUCAAAGUCUGCGCUGCGUACAGGGGAACCUACCUAGACAACAAGGACAAAGCUGAUGAACUCAACGCUGAACGAGUCUCAGAGACAGCAGAAGCAAUGAACCUGAAUCCACCUAAAGGUGUCCUGUACAACAGUCGUCUGUACAGCGGGACUCAGAAGCGCCCUCCCACCAGACAGUCAUCCACUGAGGUAUGGAGGGAUACCAGUACUAACAGUGCUGUGGUCAUUCAUGAAGACGAAUGGAGUGAUUCACCGUGGCCGCCUAGGAAUGCACCUUGCUUUAAUCUACUCAAUAGCUUCAUGGAAAGAUGCAAUGACCUUCUUGAGUUGGUCCAAACGACCCGUCACUUCAACCUCCUUCAGAAGGCCGCUGAGGUGGGCGGGGCAGGAACCAAGAGCUUGGAUGCCCUCGUCAGAGAGAUCCACCUUGAGUUCACCACCUCCAUGGAUCACUUCGGGUCAGAGGUCACUGAUAUAUUGGACAUCACAGAGAGUCAGGCGUUUGAGAAGGCAUUCUUCAUGUUUAGAUCUGUUGUAAAGGAUCUUGAGAGGCGAUUAGCCAGUGUCCUGCGGCAGAGCUUCUGCCAGUGUCCGUCCAUCGGUUCCCAGCUGCGUCUCCUGGAGGUUUUCGAGGGUGUCAGCGGCCGUGAGAUGGUCCAGGAAUACCUGAAGGAUAAGGACCAGGCCCUGAUCACAUCCUUCACCAACGAGCUGAUAGCAGUCAGGACCAUGUUCAUUGCUAAGUCUUCUGAGCCUCCUCUUCAUGCCAACCUACCUCCCAUAGUCUGUAAGCUGACAUGGGUUGGAGCACUCAAACGGAGGAUUAAGGAGCCCAUGGAGAAGCUAAAACGGGUGAGUCCGCAUUCCCUCGACGGGGAUGCUGGCUGGCAUCUGAGGGACAUCUUCAAUGACACGAUGACAGACCUGUCUAAGUAUGAAGAGAAGAGUGUAACUGAUUGGCAGAAGAUGCUUCAUAGUGAGCUCAGAGACAGACUCAAACAACCUCUCCUGACUGCCGAAGACUACGAUGAGGAGACCGAACUCCGACCCCAGGUCCUUCAUGUGAACCUUGACCCUGAGCUUCUGCUCCUCCUACGUGAAGUUCACUACCUUGCCCAGCCUCCGUUCAAUGUCAAGCUUCCUGACGGUGUGAGAGAGCUUCUGAGACACACCGAUGGGGCAACCCUCAGGACCACUGCGGCGAGGCUGGAGACCAUCGUGUCCAAGUAUAACCAAGCCAUGAGAUCCAUAGUGGACUUUGAGAGACCAUUGUUUGAGAGGAAGCUUGGAAAGAUUGACCAUCUGCUGGAGCAAGGCCUUAGCCACUACACUUGGAAGACAACAGAGAGUGCUGACUUUAUUGAACUUGCCUCAUCACUUGUUGGAGCUGACCUCCACCGGACACUGGCCAUCGUCCAGUCAAACUGCCAGGAGAUGGUAGAGAUCACCCAGAAGUGGUCAAGCGGGGCACUGGACGUCUUUGAAUGCAGGGCUGCAAUGGUCAGCUAUUCUAUGGAUAGGUUGCUGGAUUGGCAAAGAACCCUAAAUGAGGAGAUUGAGAGACUAAUCAAACCAUCUGGUCUACGGAUCCAUGCCAUGCUACAGAACUCAUUUGAGGUCGUCCAGAUCAGUCGAGCUUCACCAGCCUGGGAGGAGUAUGUAGACCACAUCGAUGCCCUGGUCCUUGAUGGUCUAAAGCAGACCUGUCUAAAGAGUCUUAGAUCCAUGCUCAAUACACUGGUCCUUGCUAACGUAUCAGAGACUGAGGAACCCAACAUUCCUAUCUUGACCAUCCGUAUGGAGUUAGUAGAGAACACAGUGACCUUUACCCCUCCCCUUGACCAGAGUACAUCAGUGACCAGUGUCCUGGAGAAUGUCAACCGUUGGCUAGAACAGUUCAGGUCUCGAGGGGCACUGGUCAAGAUGCUUAGUCCACUAGCAGAGGGUGGAUACAAGGAUUAUAUCAGUGUUGAUGAUGAGGUCAUUGAACUUUGUGAGAAGAUCAUCAGCUUAGUGAGUGAAAAUAGUGAAGAAUGCAAGAAACUCUUGGAGCUGUUUAAGAGUUACACAUUCCUAUGGAUGCAUGACAUCAACGAGACGUUUGAUGAGUUUCUUCACGGUCGCCUGACCCCUAAUCCGCUCCGUAACCCUGAGAAAAUCAGUCCGUCUGCACGUCUUAGGUCGGCUGCAUCUGAACGUUCAGUCAAGUCUGCUCACAGCGGAAGGGCCAGUUCUGCAUCCAACUACAGUAUCAGUCAUACAGGAGCCAUGGGAACGGCUGAGAAAGCUUUCUUAACACCGAAAGAUGAAGAUGAAGAGGUUGAUGUUCCAUCUCUAGAUCUCUUUGAUAGUGAGAUUGAUAUCUACAAGACUGCUCGAGAUGAGAUCAUAGCGGUGGUAGACCAACGUGAUGUCGGGUGGAUCCGCUGUGACCUGGAACCGAUCAAGCAAGUCCUGACGACCUACGCCAGUAGGUGGAUGUGGACCUUCACCAAGUAUCUUUCUGAUCAGGUAACAGCUCUGCUUAUGGAUCUAGACUUCUUUUUGAAGCGCAUUGAGCCUGAGAUUGAGAGUAUCAGUGGUGAAGAAAGAGAUACAGCAUCCUUCAUGAAGAUGAUGAGAAUAUUCAAUGAGGUUUCUGCCAAACAACAAGAGAUGGAUGGUCAGUUCACCGCUAUGAACAGGACAGUGCUACUCCUCAAGAAGUAUGGUCAAGCCCUGCCAGAGAGGACCAAGUCCCUCUACGACGCAGCGCCAGGCCGAUGGAACAAUCUCAAGACCAAGGUCUCUCUGGCCAAGCAGAGACUAGGACCAAGAAUACAGGAAGAAUCAGCCAGUAUUACAAAGGAUCUUGCUGAGUUUGGUGAACGAGUGGAAGCAUUGAACAGCUCCCUCUCUGAUUCUGAGGUAUAUACCUGGGAUUGUUUCCUGGACGAUGCCUUCUCAGAGAUUGACAAGUUUCAGAGAAAACUUGAGGAACUGGACAACGAAGCACAGGACCUGAUUGAACUUCAAGAUCUGCUGGAGACAGCAGUUGUCAACUUCACCAUCUUGCCAGAGUGUCGUCAUGAGCUUCACAAUCUCCAUGAGGUAUGGGACACAGUGAGAACCUUACAGGAACAGCAGCAGGAAUGGAAGCAAGAGAGAUGGCAGAGUAUGAAUACCAAGUAUCUCAGAGAAGCUACCAAUGAUCAACUGACGACCGUUAAGACCCUGCCUGAUGAGACUCAACACUGGGACGUCACUAGAGGGCUUCAGGAAUCUAUUCUUGUCAUCCAGGCCUGCCUUCCAUUGAUUGAAGAUCUUAGUAACCCAGCCAUGAGAACCAGGCAUUGGAAGCAGCUUGUACGGGUCACUGGGGGCGCCCUUGUCAUCGACAACGAGAGCCUCAUCAAUAUGACCUUUGGUCAGCUUCUUCAACUUGGUCUUCAGAACCAUGUGGAUGAAGUAAGAGCCAUUGUACAACGAGCCGUCAAGGAUGUGACCAUUGAGAGUGCGCUGAAGACAUAUGAAGAGAUCUGGCUCAGCAAACUAUUUGACCUUCGACCCCAUGUCCGUCAUAUCGUAGUAGGCACCAGUGAGAAGAAUGAUAAAGAUCAACAUUCUGACACCAAGAGUGAGAUGUCUCAGAGUCAGAGUGACCUUGGAACCGCCAUCACCGAGACACGAUCUCGACGUCGAACCAUGAGUAGAAUGUCUGCCCUCACCCUCGGAGCUGGCCGACAGAAGAGGGCGAGCGUCUCCUCACUGCCGGCAUCUCUGCUCAACUUAGGAGAUGAUUCUGGGAACUUAUUCCUGUUGAAGGACACAGAUCCUAUCUUCACUGAGCUUGAAUCCCAUCAGGUCGCCCUCCAGGGUAUGCAGAGUAGCAGUGCUGCAGGGUCUUUCCUGGAUGAAGUCACCAAGUGGCAAAAGAGGCUACAGACCAUUGAAGCAGUCUUGACAGUGUGGCUUGAGGUCCAAGAGAAAUGGGUCGAACUAGAAGAGGUGUUUAGUGGAGCUGAUGUCAGAGCAUCUCUAUCUCAUGAAGCAAGUCUCUUUACGUCAGCAAACAGAGAUUUUAGACUUCUCAUGAGGGCGUCUGAGAAGAAUCCAAAUGUUCUUCAGUGCUGCCAGAGAAAAGCAAUCCUUGGUUUGCUUGAGAAGAUGAACAGUAACCUUGAGAUCUGCAGACGUUCCUUGCUUCAACAUCUUGAGAGACGAAGGCAGAGGUUCCCAAGGUUCUACUUCCUUUCAAUGGAGGAUGUGCUUCAUGUUGUAUGCAAUGGCUAUGAUCUCAACCAGGUAAAUCUCUACCUUCCAAAACUCUUUGAGAACCUUGGUCGGUUAGAGUUUGAGAACAACGCCUCGGAAGCUGCAGAAUCUAACUUCCAGGUGACGGGCUUGAUUAGCAUGCUUGGAGAGAAACUACCCCUCAAACAGGUUGUAUCCUGUGAGGGGCCUAUUGAAAACUGGCUCGGCAACCUCAUCCCCAUAAUCAAGACAUCCCUGCAGAAUCAGCUAGCCUCAGCCCUGGCCCAUGAGACCCUGGACCUGCAGGCCUCCUUCCAGAGUCCUGGACCCAUAGAGGGGCUAGGACCAGGUCCAAGAAAGGAGAGGGAGAUUCACAGUGCAGGGGCCAGAAAAGUCACAGUUGGGAAAGAUGAGCGUAAAGGAGGUCCAGGGAGUCGUGCUGGUAGCCGAGCCGGUAGCAGGACCGGACAGAGAACCAAGAGACCUAGUACCAGAGAAUCCCAGCAGGAAGGACCCUUAGAGGCCACCAAAGAACCUCCUACUAAGUCCUGGAUGUUAGAACAUGUGACGGAGGUGGUUUAUCUAGCGAUGCAGAUACAGCUUGGUGAUCAGGUUGAGAGAGGACUGAAGGCAGUCGAUGGAGGAGAGAAAGACUCACUCAAGGAUAUCUUGAAUAAGAUGAAUACUAGCAUCCAAUCAGCCGUGGUGAUGCUGAAAGGAAUUGAAGAUGAGAAAGAGAAGAAAGCAAGACUAAGGAAAGAACUCAGGAAAGAAGCAAAUAACAACAUUGAUAACUCGGCUGCGGAUAACAACAGCACGGUCGUCUCACAGACUGGCAGGCAGAGCUCUCACUCAUACCGAGGUUCUCAGUGGAGUCUCAACGAACCAGCGAUCCCGCAACCUGCCACGCCCAUCCAAGAAGAGGGUAGUAUGCACUCUGUGAUCAAUGAAGAGGCCAGUGAUGUCACUGGUGAAAUUAAGAGCCGUCCUGUGGACACCAUGAAGGUCGUCCUUCCUCCGGAGAGGCCAAAGGUGAAAGUCGUUGUUGAGGAACAGGUCGAUCGGACCGAGCUGAAGCUCCUCCUCUUCCCUGCUCAGAUCCAGAAGAUUAGUAACCUAAUAUCCCUCAUGGCUCAUCAGAGGGAUGUAAUCACCAGAUUUGAGAAGAAGCAGGAUGAGACUAGCAAGCUUGCUGACUGCUUUGAAUGGAAGAGCCAGCUUAGAUACAACUGGGAUGAAAGCAGCAAUAACUUGAAAGUCAAGCUCCUUGAUGCAGAGUUUGACUAUGGCUUUGAAUACCAAGGAUCGGCAGCACGUUUAGCCUUCCUUCCAGGCACAGAGAAGAUGUAUUAUAGCAUGGCUAGUACCAUAAAGAGUCAUACAGCAGCCAUGUGUGUUGGCUCAAAUUUGAGUGGACGAGUGGAAUCAGCGAGAGAGCUUAGUCGUAUUGUAGGUCAACCUCUGUAUGUCUUCAACUGUACAAAGACAAUGGAUGUUCUUAUGUUGGUUGAUAUCUUCAGGGGACUAGCAUCAACAGGUUCUUGGGUGUGUUUCAACAACCUUGCUCACAUCGUCCCAGGAGCCUUGAGUGUUCUCUGUGAGCUCCUACAGACAUACCUUGAAGCUCUGCGGGCAAAGCGCCCUCACAUCACCUAUGCUGCUCUAGGAGAAGAGAUCGCCCUCAACCCAUCGGGGGCGUGCUUCGCUACCCUGGACAGUGCCCUCGAUGCUCCGUCCAUGUCCAACAUUGACCGUCACCUAGUGUUGAACUCUACGAUGUCCAUGCUUCCGUCUGAUCUGACCAGUCUGUUUAGGACCGUGUCCAUCACCAGUCCUGAUUUCAGGAUUAGUAUGGAGAUCAUUCUUCUCUCUCAAGGCUUCAGACAGGCUGCAGAGCUAUCUUCAAGGCUAGCUUCAUUGAGAGAGAUGUACAUCAAGAUCAUUCCAAUGGGACUUACUGUUAACAAUGACAACAAACUCAGGAAUGCAGCAUAUGAAGGCCCUCAUGGCUGGAGCAUUCGUAACAUGAGGAACAUCAUCACUGAAGCUGGUAUUCUAUUGGAUGAACUACAGGCUAACUACAUGGAAGAAGAAUAUCAAACAGCUUUGGCUGAGUUGGUAAGCAUUGAGAAUAGAGACCCUCUACAGCUUGUAGCAGAGGAGGAGCAGUCAGAAGAGAAAGAAGACGAAAAACAAACUGAAAAGGGAAGUUUUGAGUUACCUGAAACACUGGCCAAGUAUGAGAUUGAAGCCAUCGUCAGUGCUCUGAGGAACACCUUCAUGCCUCGUCUCCAUGGCAGUGAUGCUGAUAUGUUUGUUACCAUGGUAACGGAUGUCUUCCCGGACACACCAGUGGACAUGGGCUUUGGAGGUGUCGAUCCUUCCGUCAGCAAAAAAUCUGAUGUGAUAAGUUUGAAUACCCCAGUAGUAUCAACCCAAGGACCCAGUAAGGUCAUUCAGAGCUAUCUACCAACCACGGGAGGAGAGAAACAAUACCUUGACGACAUCAACUCUGCCAUCGCCGUGGCAACCAACGAACUAGGCUUGCUUCCAGGCACCUUGUUCCAAGCUCGUGUUGCUCAGCUGUGUCAGCUCACCAAUACACAUCAAACGGUGAUUAUAACGGGACCACCAGGAUGUGGUAAAAGUGAAUGCAUCAAGACUUUAAUGUCGGCUCAGAGGGAGACUGGAAAGAUUGUGACUGCUCAUAGGAUCUUCCUUCAAGCUGUGGAGUCUGUGGAGCUUCUUGGUAGCGCUGAUCCAGAAACUAAGGAGUGGCGUGAUGGUCUGUUCAUCGCAUUGCUUCGUAAGCUAUGUCUUAUCCCUAAGGCAGACUUCAGUCAGACUAAACCACAUAUGAAAGCUAUGCAUCUAGAUGGAGAGAUCAAUGCCACUCAGAUGGAAAUCUUGAGUUCUCUCUUUGAUCACGAUGGUAUUCUGGUUCUUGCCAAUAAUGAACGCGUUCACAUACCAGAUAAUUUCUCAAUCUUCUGGGAGAUUGAGAGUGUGGACCAUCUUAGUCCAGGCCUAAUCUCCCGAGUAGGCCUGCUCUCCAUGGAUCGUUCCGACGUCAGCUGGGCCCUGCUCCUGACCGCCUGGUUAGACCGGCGCCCUGAGAAGGACCAGGAGAUCCUAAAGGUCCUAACAGACAUGUAUCUUGGUCCUACCAUGGAGUACCUGGACCUGUGUCUUAGACCAGCUGUCAUGACAACCAGUAAACAAAGAAAGAGGCCUAAGAUGAAGAGGAUUGUUGAUACAAGUGAAAGCAACAUGGUCCUUACUUUCUGUGCCAUCUUAGAUGCCAUCAUUGCUCAGAAUACAGAGCUUAGUGAUGAGCAGUAUGAGCGCUACGUCAACUUUGCUGCAGUCUGGGCAUUCGGUGGGACGCUGGAAGAGAAACAUCGCUCUACCUUCAGCCACUGGUGGCGCUCUAAAUGGGAGAAACGUGAGAUUUAUCCUGAAGAGGGAGAGGUCUUUGAUUAUUUUGUAGACAGUGAGAGUGGUGAGAUGGUGAUGUGGUCUGAGGCUGUACCACCUUACAGUAUGCCACCACACGAGGGCAUCCCGCUAGAUGCUUUCGUCCACACCGUCACAACUGAGCAAAUCUCCUACCUACUUGGACUAUUGUCUGAUGCUGGUAAGCCAGUAAUGUUGGUUGGUGAAGCUGGCUGCGGUAAGACUGCAAUCGUUAAUGAUCGGAUCCGUACUGUCUGCUCUGGGGAGGUAGCUGAAGUUCUAUCUCUCACUGUCACUGCUAAUAGGUUCACCACAAGUCGUGUCCUCUGGCAGCGGUUAGAGGAAAGGCUUGAAUGGCGUCAUGGUCGUACCUAUGUACCAAAGGGAAAUAAGAAACUUAUGUGCCUUGUGGAUGAUCUCAACCUGGCUUAUGUUGACCAGUUCAACCACCAAUCAGCUUCAGCCAUGGUCCGACAGCACCUAGACUCGGGUGGAUUCUUUGAACCAGACACUCAUCGGAUGCGAGAGGUCAAGAAUGUGACCUAUGUGACAACGGUCAAUCCCUUGACCCCUGCCAGUGUUCCAUCCCUUAGUCAGAGGCUUGUCAGACAUUUUGCGGUACUUGGCAUGCCAUACCCAAAGAAUGCAGAGGUUCAUAAUAUCUUCACCACUCUUCUUCAUACUCACUUCCUGACACCAGCUACAACAUCAUCUAAUACUAACAGAGAUCAUAAGAAGCAGCACAUGAUUGAUAAAGAAGAGGAGAAAUUGAGGGCGCUAAUCUCAAUGAUGGUGAACGUGACAAUUGAAGUUCAGGAGAGGAUGAGGAGUAUGUUCCUAGCAACGGCCGAGAGAUGUCAUUAUAUCUUCUCUCUUAGGGAUAUGAGAAGACUCUUUCAGAACAUCUGUCUGUCCUUGAGACCUGGUACUAACCCAGACAACCUCCUGUUGCUAUGGCGACAUGAGUGUGAGUGGGUAUAUGGUCAGCGGCUGGUCAGUCCAGUUGACUUUGACCGUUACCAGCUGGCUUUCGUGACUGCUGCGCGCAAGGAAUUCACCUCAGAAGAACCGUCUGAAGCAUAUAGCCCAGGCCGUAAUGCACGUUGCAUUAUGAAAGGAGAAAAAGUGCUCCAGCUAACCAUCACUCCCGACCAGCCCCUCUUCAGCAACCUGGUCCAGCAGGACUCUGGUAUAGUUACCGCCGGUGGGUACCGUAGCUCACAGCAGGCUACCAGCAGUACCACAGGAUCAGAAGUAGAGAAUACAGACCAGUACCAACCAUGCUCUGAGGUCGCCAGUGUUCAGAGACUGCUCCAGGAUGCAGUAGAGGAAUACAAUAAAGGACAUCCCAAGAUAAAGCUAACAUUGUAUAAGGAAACAAUUCAGCGUGUAUGUCGUCUCGCUCGUAUGAUAAUGUCUCCCCAUGAGGUAGGCCACGCCCUCCUGGUAGCCGACGGCAACCCUGGAUUGAGUAACCUGUUUGCCCGUCUUGCAGCAAGCCUAUGUGGGUUUAGUGUGUCCGAGAUCAGCGCUGCACCUGAGGCAUCCUCUAGGAACUAUAAGAUUGAUCAGUUCAAAGCUGAUCUUGUGGCUAUGUAUACCAAGGCUGGAGUCAAGGGUGAGAAGAUACUUCUGCUUCUGACUGAGGAGGAUCUCCAUGAGGAAGAUUUCUUGGUUUACGUUGGUGAGUUUGUUGUGACUGGAGCCAUCACUCAUCUCUUCUCGAGUGAGGAACAGACGACUAUCAUCAAUUCCAUACGUACAGAGGUCACGGCAGCAGGUCUGACCUACACUAGGGAGACAGCAUGGAACUUCUUCCUCAAAACGGUGAGGAACAACUUCCGAGUAGUUUUGAUCUCUGCUGACACCGGUCAUGAUUUCCAGCGGAGGUGUAGAGAGUACCCCGCCCUGACGGAACAUCUAAACUGUUACUGGUAUCAACACUGGACUAGAGAGAGACUUGUGGACCAUGCUAUGACCUAUUUACAAGGUACUGAAGGCAUGAACAACAUCCAACAAGAGAACCUUGCUCAUCUUCUAGCCACAAUGCAUCUUGCUAUAAGACAGUUAGAUGGAGAAGAGAAAGGACCAGGGAGAUACAAACAUCUUACUAAUACUACAUAUGAGAAGUUUGUAGAGAGGUUUCUAUCAAUGUACAAGCAGAGACAGGCCAAGAUUCAUGAGGAACAUCUGACGGUCACCAAGGCUCUCCAUCAUAUCAACAGAGAGAACAAACUAGCCAUGAGACUACAGAAACAACUAGAACAUGAACUUAUUGUGCUGGAAGAGAGGAAAGAUGGUACCAUCAAGCUUCUGUCACAGAUCGGUCAAGACAAGGCCAUUGCUGGUCAACAGGUCAAGAUAGUCAUGAAGCAGCUGGACAGUCUCCUCAAGCUCAAACAAGCCCUUCCUAAAUACACCCUUGCACACGAGAGGGCGGUCUACAAGACUGUAGCAGUGGUUGCGGACACCAAGAAGGUUGUCCAGACGUUAGACGUGACGAGUCUAGGGGAGCUUAGAGGGAUGCAUAAGCCUGAUGUAGAUAUUGAAGAUCUGUUAGCUUCCAUCAUUAUGAUCCUGAAAUCUCCUGCAUCUGACCUGACCUGGAGCAAAGGAGCAAAGCGUCAGAUGGCAAACAUUGAAAGAUUCCUUGAGGAGCUUGCUUCCUUUGAUGAUUCUGAGCUUCCUGAGUCUACCCUGAACCUAGUGGAACCAUACCUCAAGAAGUCCUCCUUCCAGGCCAAGAAUAUGUUGAGAAAGAAUGCUGCUGCUGCCUCACUGUGUAAUUGGGUCAGAGGGGUCUGUAGAUACCAUCGUCUGAUGAUCUCCAAGGUCAAGCCGCUUCACAAGAAGGUUGAAGAGACAAGGGUAGCAAUUGAGGAAGCAGAGCAUAAACUCUCUAUGCUGGAGAAUAAGAAGAAAGCAUUAGAAGAGAGACUCCUAGACCUGGCCCUGAGCUUUGAGAGUGCCACGGUGGACAAGAAUGACCAGGAAGAUCUGUCAAGGAAGAUGACCAAACAACUGGACACUGCUAAUAGAUUCAGACAUAUCCUUGCUAUGGAGCACCAGCACUGCAUCCAGAUCUGUCAAUCCCUUCCUCAACGAGAGUUUGCAAUCUCUGGAGCCAUUGCAAUGGCAGCAGCCUUCGCUACUUACCUUGGACCUUACGAUCCCAAGUUCCGUCGUUCCGUCCUGACUGUCCAUUGGCCACUGUGCCUUCAAGAAAGAGGUGUUCCUUUGGUAAUUGAUGCCAUAGAUCCAAUGAAAGGUUGGAUUGUUGAAUGGGCUAUCCACACUUCACCCAAGACCAGAGCAAACACCGGUAUGGAGAGUGCCAUCCCACCCCUGGACCUCGGCCAGCGGGACAGCGAUGGAACACCAGCACAACGACAAGAAGAUGAAGCCAAGACACCGAUCAACGAACGAGUGACUGAGAAUGAAGGAGAGGUGGAGGAUGAAGGAAAGGAAGAAGAUGGAGAGAAGGAAGGAGAAGAUGAAGGAGGAGAAGAAGAUAGGAAGAGCCAAGAAAUGAAGGAGAAGGAAGAGGAGAUGAAUGCCCUGCUAUCUCAGACACAAGAAGCCCAAGAGACUCCACGCAACGAGCAGCAGACGGGAGAGGAACCUCAACGAGGUGUGACAGCAAUGAGUGGAAUUGCAGAGAGCCAGCACGCUUACGACGUUGAUGCAUUCCCUCAGAUAGGCAGCGCUGAGUACCAGAGAUAUGUACAAUCACUCAUCAAGCUCCUAGUAGGAGAGAAGAGUGUACAUGAUUGGGGAACUAAAGGCCUGAGCUUGAGGCAAAUGGAGAAUCUUGCCAUUCAGAAGUCGUCAUGGCAACGACCUCCAUACCUGAUUGACCCUGAUAUGGAGGGCGUACGUUGGUUACGGAGAAUGAUCUAUCAACAUCGCCUCGUUAAUAUUGAUAUGCAGACAAGAUGGAGACAUCAAGAAAUACAUUAUACCAUGCCAACCAAAACUGUUUAAAUUAUUAUUAUCAUA